UCUUCCUCUGCAAACUCCUCCGCUCAUUUCUCUCCUCGUAAAGUUUCCAACUUUUGCAGUCCCCGUCGCCGGAUCCUCCUCCUCCUCCUCCGCCGCCGCCGCAGCCGCCGCCAUGUCGCUCCGAGCCGCCGCCGCCGCCGCCUCCUUCUCCCUCCUCGGCUCCCCCGGCGACGGCCUCUCAGGGCCGCUGACCUCCCCGGCUCCCCCGGCGGGCCCGCUGGCGCUCCGGUUCCAGCCGGGCGGCGGGAACGGGGCCUCGCUGGUGGCCCGCGCGAGCAAGGAGUCGAACAGCCGGCCGCUCACCGGCGUCGUGUUCCAGCCGUUCGAGGAGGUGAAGAAGGAGCUCGACCUCGUGCCCACCGUGCCCCAGGCCUCGCUCGCGCGCCAGAAGUUCGCCGACGAGUGCGAGGCCGCCAUUAACGAGCAGAUCAAUGUGGAGUACAACGUCUCGUACGUUUACCAUGCCCUGUAUGCCUACUUUGAUCGGGAUAAUGUUGCGCUCAAGGGACUUGCCAAAUUUUUCAAGGAGUCAAGCGAGGAGGAGAGAGAGCAUGCUGAGAAGCUGAUGGAAUAUCAGAACAAACGAGGUGGGAAGGUGAAGCUGCAAUCCAUCCUGAUGCCCCUUUCCGAGUAUGAUCAUGUGGAGAAGGGCGAUGCACUUUAUGCAAUGGAGCUCUCAUUGUCUCUGGAGAAGCUAAAUAAUGAAAAGCUUCUGAAUUUACACGGUGUGGCUGAGCGUAACCAUGAUGUGCAAUUGACAGAUUUUGUUGAAAGUGAAUUCUUGGCUGAACAAGUGGAAGCUAUAAAAAAGAUCUCAGAAUAUGUUGCUCAACUUAGAAGGGUGGGCAAAGGACAUGGAGUUUGGCACUUCGACCAGAUGCUCCUACGUGAGGAAGAAGCAGUGGCAUGAUGAGGUUGCUUUCUCGAUGUGGCCUCGGAGAAGGGUGAUGCGUGCUCCUUUUGUACUCUUAGAUUUUCAAUUGACAUUCUUGGGUGGUUUAUGAAUCGUGUGAUAGUUCUCAUGUUAAAGACAGACAGUGCAGCUUUUUCUUAUGAAACAGUUGAUACGAAUAAAAGAAUUUUCUGUGGUUCUUUGAACAUCUCUGGCCCUUCUUUAUUGGAGAUUUUCAGAGUCAGCACAAGUCUUAAAGACGUGAUAACGAAUUGCACAGACACGUGGGAUUUCGAUUUCCUUCUAAAACAGAGAAUGCAGAGUGUGUUUUCGGUACAGUU
Messenger RNA from Syzygium oleosum, 1233 nucleotides. RefSeq names its product ferritin-3, chloroplastic-like. Lineage: Eukaryota; Viridiplantae; Streptophyta; Magnoliopsida; Myrtales; Myrtaceae. Gene Ontology annotation, molecular function: ferrous iron binding; ferric iron binding. Gene Ontology annotation, biological process: intracellular iron ion homeostasis; iron ion transport. The record is from RefSeq and is a predicted model, not a curated record. Bases 113 to 910 code for a protein of 265 amino acids. Gene Ontology annotation, cellular component: cytoplasm. The transcript is spliced from 8 exons.